Gigantopelta aegis is the source of this 1152-nucleotide messenger RNA. Its product is annotated as CUE domain-containing protein 2-B-like. The transcript is spliced from 10 exons. The record is from RefSeq and is a predicted model, not a curated record. NCBI's taxonomy places the organism in Eukaryota, Metazoa, Mollusca, Gastropoda, Neomphalida, Peltospiridae. The coding region runs from base 242 to 1150 and encodes 302 amino acids.
CUGUAUUUAUGGCAGGUUCUGGCGGUAGUGGUUAUGAAAGUGUUUACAUGACACACUAGUGUAGAUGCAAUAUCAACAUUAAUAUGUUGUUCGUCUUCUAUAAUUAGCAGCACUAGUAUAAGCAAACAACCGAUAGUUUUUAAUAAAAAGGAAAAAUAUGUCUGUGUAUGGAAAUCAUUUUGUUAGCGGCAUUAGUACAGCUUCAUUAACUACAGAUAUACAGUCUUAAAAUGCAGACAAAAUGGCAAGUAGCGAGGAUAUUGUUAAGACAGCUUUAUUAGACCUCCUGCGGAAACACUGCAUAGAUGAAUCACUCAGCUCAAUUGACGACAUAGUCCUAAGCUACAUUUUGAGUAUUCUCGAGGACCUGGGACAGGACACUUGUAAUGAUGAUGUUGAUGUGGACCACUUCGUAGAGAUGAUCAGCGCCUAUUUGCCAGGAUUCAGAGAGAUCAACAGUUCUGAAGUUGUGGAUUGGAUGAUUGGACUGGCUUCUCAACUUAGAGUUGCUAAGAGCCAAGGACCAUCAGCUGAUGGCAAGCACGACUCUUCUUCCUCUACAUCUGAUAAGAAAUGCAAUUCUACAGAACAAAAAAACGUGAACAUCGGUUCAAGCAAUGCACCCUGUAAGCAGUCUGGUCGACGGAGAACAUCAUCAAAUUCUGAAGUGAGCACGAAGAAACCUCUUGUACAUCAUGAUGCAGAUGGGAGCGUGUAUGAAGAACAGAUCUGUCAGUUGCUGGAGCUCUUUCCGGAAUCGUGUGCUGUCGAGGUGUUACACUGCCUCCAGCUGACCAAUGGCAACACAGACAGUGCUGCACAGCUCGUGUUACACAGACAGGAAACGGGAAGCUGUAUCAAACCAUCGGGCUCAGCAGCAAAGCAUCCACCACAAAUGAAAAUAAUUGAAGAUAAGAAAUUAAAAGAAAUGUUACUACACAAAUACGGCUUUGUGGAUACCGAUGAAGACAAGAAGACGCACAUUCCUCCUCCACUCAGACAGGAUACAAAGAAAAUGGUUCGUUACCUUGGGAACCAGGUUGUCAGCACCAAAGGUGAACGCUACACAGAGCUGAAAAAGCCUGAAAGUGAGGAGAUGAAGAAAACCUAUGUAUCUCUAAAACCAGCACGCAAAUACAAAUUCCAUUGAAA